AUGCCACCCGUCACGACAUCCGACAAUCCGGAGGAGCUUGCGAGGUUGAUGACCGCGGACCCAGGUCUUCCUCGCUCCAACCCCACACCAGCGUACUGGCAACACAUCCCACAUCCCCUGGCAAACGCUCGGUCAGAACGCUUCCACUCACGAAGAAAUUAUGCCAUCAUCGGGUCUGGUGUCACUGGUCUUUCGGUUGCAAAGACCGUGCUUGAGAAUCAUCCCACUGCGACCGUCUCGGUUCUGGAGGCGCGGUCGCUUUGUUCUGGGGCCACGGGUCGAAAUGGUGGCCAGAUGGCUGCGAAUGCCGGGGAGGAGUAUAUGCAUCUGGCCGAGGUAUUUGGGUCAGAGAUGGCUGGGAAAAUUGCCAAUUUUACGCUGAGAAACCUGAACGCGAUGCACGCUUUAGUUGAGGAAUUUGACGCCGUUGAGACGAGUGAGGUACAGCGGUUGAAGAAGUUGCGAGUCUUUAUGACGGAGGCCAAGUUCGAGGAUUUCAGGAGGAGUCUUGCUCGUCUAGAGGCAGAUCAUCCCACUUUAAAAGGAAUGUAUACUUUGGUGGACGCCAACACUUUACUCGAGGUAAAUGGAAGCUCUCUCUCCCUGAUAGUCCUGUGGCGACCCAUCUCAACACCAGCUAACAUCAUCCCAAUUGUUUCGUUUUCGCGCGUUGAGCAGACCUACAGCAUUCACGGAGCAUGCGGUGGCGCUUUACUAUCUGCUGGCACCGUGUGGCCAUAUCGCUUAGUGACCAAGGUGUUUGACACCCUGUUGAAGAGAUAUCCCGGUCGUUUCGCUAUCGAAACCCACACUCCUGUUCUCGCUGUUGAGGUUGACCACAUAUCCUCGUCCACCUCGCCUGCAGCCUGUUCAUACUCAGUGCACACCGCGCGUGGUUCAAUCACCGUUGAACAUGUCAUCUACUGCACAAAUGGAUACAGUGGCCAUCUUCUACCGGCCCUGCGAGGUCCCAUCUAUCCGUUCAAGGGGACCAUGACAGUACAGGAUGCGGGGACCUCGAUACGUAAUCAAGGGAAUUCCGUGGCGUGGGGGUUUCACUCCCCGCCAUCCUUCGAUCCGGUCACGAAACGCCAUGGAUAUGGGCUGUACUAUCUCGGCCAGAGCGCGAAAUCGGGCUACCUUUACUUUGGAGGCGAGAACAAGCGUAUCGACGACGCCGUCUCUGCGGAUGAUAGCUUUGUUGCAACUUCUUCAGUGGAACACCUGCAGUCCAGUUUACCUCGUUUCUUCGCAAAGACGGAAGAGGUAUCACCGCCAUGGAAGUUGGUCAGUUCGUGGAGUGGAAUCAUGGGCUUUACCUCCGAUGGACUGCCGAUGGUAGGGCAACUACCAUCCAGCUUGACCGGCCGCAAGGGAGGGGGAGAGUGGAUUGCUGCGGGUUUCAAUGGCUACGGAAUGGCGAAUUGCUUCUUGUGUAGAGAGGCAUUGGCACUGAUGAUGUUGGGGAAGCCAAGGCCCGAUUGGUUGCCCGAGGCUUAUCAAAUUAGCGAAGAGAGAGUUGCGGCACACUUCGUUUCAAAGGAGGCCACCCCUGCCACAGGCUCCAAGCUAUAA
This is a messenger RNA of Penicillium diatomitis, 1575 nucleotides long. Its product is annotated as NAD(P)/FAD-dependent oxidoreductase. Gene Ontology annotation, molecular function: oxidoreductase activity. The coding region runs from base 1 to 1575 and encodes 524 amino acids. Lineage: Eukaryota; Fungi; Ascomycota; Eurotiomycetes; Eurotiales; Aspergillaceae. The transcript has 2 exons. Gene Ontology annotation, cellular component: cytoplasm. The record is from RefSeq and is a predicted model, not a curated record.